ACGCCAGCUUCGAUUCCACGUCUUUUAUGCGUGCUCGUCCUCGCCUACCUUUUGGGCACGCGCACGCCUUCCUCGCCAGCGUCGCCGUACUACCGCCACGCUCGCGCUGAGAUUCUCACCAAGCAAAAUGGCGGCCUCUUCUUCAUCCUCUUCAGCCGGUGGCGUUAGUGGGAGUUCUGUAACUGGAUCCGGAUUCAGUGUCUCAGACCUUGCCACGCCGCGGAAAGCUCUCUUUACCUACCCCAAAGGAGCUGGGGAAAUGCUAGAAGAUGGCUCGGAGAGAUUCCUUUGUGAAUCAGUUUUCAGCUACCAGGUUGCAUCUACAUUAAAGCAAGUGAAACAUGAUCAGCAAGUUGCUCGGAUGGAAAAACUUGCUGGUUUAGUUGAAGAACUGGAAGCAGAUGAAUGGAGGUACAGGCCCAUAGAACAGCUUCUGGGGUUCACUCCUUCGUCGGGUUAAAAGUCUGCAGUUUGUUGUUGCAGAAAAAUAAAGCACUUGCAUAACUCUGGUCUAAAGCACUUGGAUACUCUCCCAGCAAUGUGGUAAAGAAUAAUCUAUGGUGGAUGUUUCUGUUAUCAGAUCCAGUGAAUUGCAACCGCACAAGAGUUUUGCAAAACCUUUUCAGAGCAGCCUUUGUUUCAGGAGGGUGUGAUUUCUGUAACUAAGAAGCUGCAAUCUGUUUUGGAAAAGAAUCUGUUUGGCUGAAGUGAGAGUUUUGUUAAGCUCUCUUGAACGGCAAAAGUGGAUGCAUGCUCCAAGCACAUCAGUGUAAAGCAUCCAGAGUGAGAGGCUUGCAGGAUUAAUUCAUCAAGAGGACUAUUGCCCUGCCGGAGAAAUGACUGCUGACACCAAGAGCUACUUCUCAGUUCAUUUUCAAGCCCUGCAAGAGUAUGAAUCUUGUAGUCUUUGUUUGUGAGGCAAUGAGAAGGGGGCGAUGAAAGUGAAGGGCUGCACAUUAUCUUGUAAUAAGCACUCCAGAGGAAGUAGUAGAGCUAAUAAAGCAGGGAGAUCAAAUUCCUCUGCGUUCUUCUUCUUGUCUCUUCUGCUGUCUCUUUGUUCACUUAGAGUGCUACUCUCAGGGACUUCCUUUCUUCCAGCUGACUCCUUCUCUUUCCACUUCUUUGCAGUAGUCUCCAUGAGGGCAAGGUGUGUUCAUCUGUCCUAGCCUAGAUGGGCAGAGAGAAUGCCUGCUCUUUCCUUCCUAUGAUAGUAUGGAGUUCCUUAACAAUAAAGGACAUCCUUUUUCUCUGAAAA
Messenger RNA from Heteronotia binoei (common prickly gecko), 1255 nucleotides. It is a transcript of the gene ANAPC16, whose product is annotated as anaphase promoting complex subunit 16. NCBI's taxonomy places the organism in Eukaryota, Metazoa, Chordata, Lepidosauria, Squamata, Gekkonidae. The record is from RefSeq and is a predicted model, not a curated record. Gene Ontology annotation, cellular component: kinetochore; anaphase-promoting complex; cytosol. The transcript has 4 exons. Gene Ontology annotation, biological process: protein ubiquitination. Bases 128 to 460 code for a protein of 110 amino acids.